Messenger RNA from Corylus avellana, 874 nucleotides. RefSeq names its product selenium binding protein. Lineage: Eukaryota; Viridiplantae; Streptophyta; Magnoliopsida; Fagales; Betulaceae. Gene Ontology annotation, cellular component: Golgi apparatus. The record is from RefSeq and is a predicted model, not a curated record.
UCACAUGCCCAAUCUAUCUCCUCAACUCAAAAUCCAGAUCGUCCUUUUAAAUUCACCUAGCGGGAAAAUGAAUUAAUAUCAGACACAGAGAGAGAGUCAGACAAUCAGACACAGGCUUUCUUGUAUUGUUUCUCUAAUGGCGCCCAAGAAACGAAGCGACAAGCAGCAAGACCCAGCGAAGCCCGAGUUGCAGGCGAGGGUGACUCGGAGCUCGGCCAAGCGAGCGGCCAACGCUGGCCCGGCUGAGUCGGAGCCCGAGUUGCUGAAGAAGAAGAAGACGAAGAAAGCUGCGAAGAAGGAAGAAGAGCACGAGGAGAAAAACUCGGCGCCGAACACGAAGACCGUCGUGCUUGAGCAGCCGGAACCUGAGUUGCCGAAAAGGAAGGCCAAGAAGGUUGAGAAGAAGGAAGAAGAGCUAGAGGAAGUAAACUCGGACACGACCGCGAAGACCAUCGUGAUUGAGCACUGCAAACAAUGCAAUUCAUUCAAGACAAGGGCUAUACAGGUGAAAGAAGGUUUGGAGAAAAGUGUUGCUGGUAUCACAGUGCUGGUCAAUCCUGAUAAGCCGAGAAGGGGGUGCUUUGAAAUACGGGAGGAUGGUGGUGAGAAGUUCAUCAGUCUUCUGGACAUGAAGCGACCAUUUGCGCCAAUGAAGGCUCUGGACAUGGAAAAAGUCAUAUCCGAUAUUGUUGAUGGGAUCAAAUGAUGACCGACCAUUUGCAAGUGAGUCAUUUUGUUGUAGUGCAUGAAGUAAACCAUGCUGACUUCUUUUUUUUCUUUUUUUGGUAGAAAACUUGCUAUUAUUAGUGUCUGAUCUUUUUCUUUGACAUCUUUUGCCAUUUGAUUUGUGUCAAUAGCAAUACUGUUAGAUUAA